AUGGCCCACCAAGCACACGCAUUUCACAUAGUUGACCCAAGCCCAUGACCAUUAACAGGAGCUAUUGCUGCUCUCCUUAUGACAUCAGGCCUAGCCAUUUGAUUUCAUUUUCACACCAUGUCACUUCUCCUCUUAGGACUCAUCCUUCUCACUCUUACAGUUAUUCAAUGAUGACGAGAUGUUAUCCGAGAAGGAACAUUUCAAGGCCACCACACCCCACCAGUACAAAAAGGCCUACGCUACGGCAUGAUUCUCUUUAUUACAUCUGAAGUCUUCUUCUUUCUUGGGUUUUUCUGAGCAUUUUAUCAUGCUAGCCUAGCCCCAACCCCUGAGCUAGGAGGCUGCUGACCUCCCACAGGUAUCACCCCCUUGGACCCAUUUGAAGUCCCAUUACUUAAUACUGCUGUCCUACUAGCUUCUGGAGUUACAGUCACCUGAGCUCAUCAUAGCAUCAUAGAAGGUAGUCGAAAAGAAGCUAUCCAAGCUCUUACACUUACAGUUCUUCUAGGGUUUUACUUUACAGCUCUUCAAGCCAUAGAAUAUUAUGAAGCCCCAUUCACCAUCGCCGAUGGGGUCUACGGAACAACCUUCUUUGUAGCAACAGGCUUUCAUGGACUCCACGUAAUCAUUGGCUCAACAUUCCUUCUAAUUUGUUUAGUACGCCAAAUCCUUUUCCACUUCACAUCAGAACACCAUUUUGGCUUUGAAGCCGCUGCAUGAUACUGACACUUUGUCGACGUAGUAUGACUAUUCCUCUAUGUAUCAAUUUAUUGAUGAGGCUCAUAA
Leucoraja erinaceus (little skate) is the source of this 786-nucleotide messenger RNA. Lineage: Eukaryota; Metazoa; Chordata; Chondrichthyes; Rajiformes; Rajidae. The record is from the annotation of a RefSeq genome assembly.